AGAGACAAUAAGUCUGCCAACAACGAAGAAGAAGAGAAGAGCAAAAGCAUACAACCCCCCCCCAUCCCAAUGAAGAGAGAGGAAUAUAUGCUAUCGUGCGCCUGAUUUUUCUGUUUGAACUAUCGUGAGCCAUGGGUGGAGAUGGUACGACUACUGCUAUGGCUGGCGGAGGAGCAGAGGCGCAGUACACAACGGCGAAGACGUCGGUGUGGUGGGACAUUGAGAAUUGCCAGGUCCCCAAGAGCUGUGACCCCCACGCGAUCGCUCAAAACAUAAGCUCCGCUCUUGUGAAAAUGAAGUACUGUGGUCCGGUCUCCAUCUCCGCCUAUGGAGACACCAAUCGCAUCCCUUCGUCCGUACAGCAAGCCCUUUCCAGUACCGGCAUCUCCCUCAAUCACGUCCCCGCCGGUGUUAAAGACGCAAGUGACAAGAAGAUUUUAGUUGAUAUGCUGUUCUGGGCAGUGGACAAUCCUGCCCCUGCAAAUUAUUUGCUGAUUUCCGGUGAUCGGGAUUUUUCAAACGCACUCCAUCAAUUACGCAUGCGCAGAUAUAACAUCCUACUAGCGCAACCUGUUAAAGCAUCCGCUGCCCUUGUUGCGGCUGCCAAGAGUGUAUGGCACUGGACAAGUCUUGUCGUUGGAGGGAACCCACUCACAAGUGGUGAAUCAUCACUACUAGCUAAUGCUUACUCUACGUCCAACCAUGAAAUUUCGCAUUCACUUUCUGACAGCAUUCCUCUAACCCAGCCUGCCUAUUCCAAUUCUGGGAGUCUUUCUUUGGGAAAUUGCAAGGUCUUGAGUCCUUUAAGGGUUGGUGAUACUAAAUCCAAAGCGAAAUAUAUUGAUAAAUAUCCAAAUCAACCCUGUAUUACUAGAGCCUUAAGUAUGCCAGUUGGGGUCCAAGAAAACAACAACUUCGAGUAUUCUCACCAACCAGAAACUGCACCAACUAAGCAGUUUAGGAAUGCUCCUCAUGAAUUUUUUGGUUCUACCGAGCCAGUAGUCUCUGCAAGUAGGUCUGCUCCCUGUUUCUUUCACGGUGAUCCUGAUCCUUCAGGUAACAGUGGCAAUAAUUUCAUUGAAAAUACGCAUAAUCAAUAUAGUCAACCUCGGCCUGCUUUUGCACCGGAUAAGUUGUUUUCUCCAGUUUCUCAUAACAAUGGGUUUCGCCCAAUGCCUCCCAGAACUGAUGUUCUUAGGUUUCCCGCUACCCCACCCACAAAGAUGCUUGAUAUUUGUGAGCCUAAUUUGUCUCAAUAUCACAACUAUUCUCAAAAUGCCCCUACAUUUAAUCAGCAACGUGGAAAAGAGUUCAGACCGAAAGCAUUGGACUAUCAAAACUUAGCUAGACCCUAUGUACCACUUAAAGGCAAUACCCCACACAGACACCAGCCAUUGUACCAUGAUACAAUGGGCAACAAGUAUCCUCGUGGUUCUGAGUUGCCAAUUCCUCCAUCCUCCUCAAUGUUUCCUAAAACUGUUUCUACUAACGCCAUCCAGGGAUUUCAAGGGUGCCAGCAACCCUCUGAAUACAUUCAAGGUCUUAUAGGGGUUGUCCUACUUGCCUUAAAUACGUUAAAACUUGAGAAGAUUAUGCCUACUGAAGCUAACAUAACUGAUUGUAUCCGUUAUGGUGAUUCAAAAUACCGGAAUACGGAUGUAAGGAAGGCCUUAGAUUAUGCACUUGAGCAACAAAUGAUAGUGAAACAAAAUUUGGGUGCAAUGCAACUGUAUGUGAGUAGAAUUGAGAAAUUAUGGAAAUGUGUGAACCCUAUUGGUGGUAAUCCUUACCAGUAUCCAAAAGAAACGUGGGAUGGAAUUGAGAAGUUUCUGACUGCUGCUGCUGGACGUUCAGCAAUAAUGGCUUCUCAAUGCAGGUAUGAAGCGGCUCUAAUUCUGAAAAAGGCAUGCUUAAAAGAGCUUGCCUUGGGUGAUGUUCUCCAGAUCUUGGACAUGAUAAUUACCGUGAAGAGGUGGAUCAUCAAUCCUCAGUCUGGAUGGCAACCAAUGACUAUUACCCUUGCAGAAAUUUCUCCUUAUAUAGGUGCUGGAACUGCUGCUUGAAUUAUCAAAGAGGUUGUACUGCCCACAAAGUGGCCCUAGAUGACUGGCUGUGAAAUAAGGUCAGAUAAUAAUUGGGUUUGUGGGAAGGUUUGUCUACUUUGGGAAAAGUAUAUUAUGAAAGAAAAGAAAAGGCAUAUUAAAUGUGAAGUGAUAUCUAAGGCGGAAGGGAACUUUUAUUUGGCUAUACUGGUGGGUUUUUGCCUUUCUUUUUAAAUGCGGUGUGACUAUAAUGGUUGUUUGGAAGCUAUGAAAAAAUUGUGGUUAUUUGAAGGAAGAAAAUGUAUACUUGGGUUGUGCUCUAUUUCGCUCAAGAAGACGACACAAGUUUUAAUGCUGCAUAGGUGCUGCAUUAUUGCAGCUUUCUGCACCCUUGGUCAAACCGCAUUGGUAGCUUGUACUUCCAAUGAGGCUUCUGUUCACUGGAAGGUAUCUGAUACAUGUUUUUGUCCUUGUAUUUCUUGAUUGGAAGAAACUAGUUUUCUUGCAUUUCCAAAAUAGGCGAUGUUGGAGAGCACUACUGGCAAAGAUGGGGUGAUUUUUGUUACAGAAUACGGAGAAACUUAUAUGCAUGGAUAAGGAUUCGUUUCCAAAAAUAUAUACUAUCUAUCAGCUCAGCCAGCAUGUGUGCUGCACUGGCUUGUUGUGUAGGUUGGUGUCUAAACUAGUACAAGCCCUGUGGAAGGAGUUCAGAUAUGGUUGUUUUUUCUGCACUGUGAUUGAUUAUUGUGGACGUUACGGUGGCCAAAUGAACAAAAUAUGAAGCAACUAUGCUUCCAUUGUAUAGAUCUUCAAGUGAUCAGAAAGGUGCCUAAUCUUUUUAUUGAAGUCAAGAUGGUAUUACAAGACAUCUAGAAAUGUGGUUAUGUGCUACUGUGGAUGCGACAGUGCGUAUGAUUUGUGGAGCGUUGAGGGCAUGAUAAUAAUUCUGUGGAUGUGGUAAGGGUGUUAUGCAUUGGCUUGACAUAAAAGUUAGGUUUAUUUUUUGCCUUCUCCUGGUUCUUUGGUAGCAGGGAUGCUUGCUAUUUGCGUUGGACAUGACCAAAUAUGCAUUUAUUUGUUAUGUUGAUCGACUUGUUAUUGACAUGUAUAUGUUAUUGCCCCAAAGUAAAUGCUGCCGUAAAUGUCAAAUUCAUGAGAUGCCAAUGGGAAUCAGAAAGUCUGCAGGGAUUAUUCUGUGGUGCAGCAGAUGUACUAUUUUCCCUGUAUGGAAAUAGGAUACUUACGAAGUGCUACUGUUUUUUUUUAAUGUCAAUAUGUUUUUUU
Molecule: messenger RNA, 3326 nt
Organism: Ilex paraguariensis (yerba mate)
Lineage: Eukaryota; Viridiplantae; Streptophyta; Magnoliopsida; Aquifoliales; Aquifoliaceae
Source: the annotation of a GenBank genome assembly